UUUUAUUAUCACUGACUAUUUUUGAUUGACAGGAAGUUUCGGUAGCAGACUAUGUUUUCGUCAAGAUGUUAGAUUUUGUGAUUUUUGCCGUUACUUUCGUCGUCAUCCUUUUCAUAUUAGUGAUAUGGCUUUAUCCGACAUCCAGAAAGGUAACAACAGUUCCUGGUCUGGAACCAUCAAAUAAAGAUGAUGGUAAUCUCAGUGACAUAACACGCGCUGGAAGUCUGCAUAUGUUCCUGAUUGACCUACAUAAACAGUUUGGCCCAAUAGCUUCCUUCUGGAUGGGAGAGCAGCUUGUUGUUAGUAUUGCUUCUCCUGAGUUGUUCAAGCAGCAAAUGAGUGUGUUUGAUCGGCCAGGUGACCUAUUUCAGAUUAUAGCACCUUUGUGUGGUCCUACCAGCAUCCAAUUUUUGAAUGGUGCUGAAGGGCGUGGACGUAGACAGCUGUAUGAUAAAAGCUUCCUCCAUGAAAAUCUACAUGUUUACACAGAAGGACUCCAGAAGAUUUCUAAAGAGAUGGUGACCAAGUGGGGCUCUUUAGUGAAGGAGGAGCACAUUCCCCUACAACAGUACAUGAAGGCAUUUGCAACGAAGGUGGUGCUACAGUGUACUUUAGGGGCAUUUUUCCUUGAUGACAAAGAGGUCUUUAACUUCAAGCAGCACUUUGACAAGGCAUGGUCUGAGCUGGAGCAUCGUUUGCAAGACCCAUCCAUCCCACCUGAAGACAGUCCCAGAGGAAAGGCAUUCAGAGAGGCACUGAAAGGUCUUCAAGGAAUUAUCAAAAAAGCACUGCAGCACAGGGAGAAAAAUCGACUUGCCAGCAAAGAAUCUCUAAUUGUGGACCAUAUUUUAUCUGUCCACAAAGACGAGGAUGCUCAGACAUCAGACUGCUUGUCCUAUCUUGUUUAUGGUAUCCCAGCAGCUGGCAGUUUGCUGACUUGGUGCCUCUACUUUCUUGCAAGCCAUCCAACCAUUCAAGAUAAGCUAAAGCAGGAACUCAGUGGUGCUGGUGAUUUCUCUCCCAAAAGUUUGGAAAAGCUCAGGUAUCUGAGACAGGUCCUAGAGGAGACUUUUCGUUGUGCUGUUAUAGUGCCUUGGGCUGCUAGAUACCAAGAUUUUGACUCGGAGCUUGGAGGUCACAAAAUUUCUAAACGGACACCUGUGGUGCAUGCACUGGGAGUUGUUCUACAGGAUGACAACCUUUGGCCUCUUCCUAACAAGUUUGACCCAGAUCGCUUCUCAGUGGAAAAUGGAAAAGACAGGCCAACUCUUGCAUUUGCGCCGUUUGGAUUUGCUGGUAAAAGACUUUGCCCUGCCAAGGACUUUGUUUAUCUGGAGGCUGCUGUUCUAGUGGCAUCACUUGUCAGCAAGUUUAAGGUCAGCCUGGUUGAAGGUCAGGUUGUGAACCCUGUGUAUGGCUUGGUCACAAAGCCUGAGGAUGAAAUCUGGGUCACUGUGCAGAAAAGAAAUUAAAAUUUAGCUAUUACGCAUUUCACUGGUUAUGUUUUUGAAGCAAGUUUGGCUUUGAUGUGGACAACUAUGGUGGACUGAGGGAGGAAAUUUAAGAGGGGGAGGGGGAUAGAGAAAAACCUGUCAGCCUGAGGAACCACUCAAAUUCCAGGUUAAGAAGUCUAGAAGGUAAAGAAAUGGGGUCUGUUACAGUGCUGUAAAGUCACACCUCUAAAAUAUUGUUAUUUUGCAUAUGAAAAAUAAAGAUUCUUGUGCCUUGAACAUGAGAGAAUUGUUGAAAAUGAGGAGGAUUAGCAUUGUUCUGGAGGUGGCUUUUACUCCUCAGAGUUUUGUGAAGAUCUGCUCCCAUGAGGACAAGACACUAAAAUGUUUCAGAGAUAACCUGCUGUAAGAUAUUUGGUGGGUCACUAGUGUUUAACCAUAUGUAAACCUUUUGCUCUAUACCAGAACAAGUGCUUGUUACAUUUCUUGCAAAUAAUAAUUAACUUAUGACAGAUCAUCUUUUAGGGCUUAUAUUUGCAUUCUCAAUUCCUAUGACAUCUACUUCUGUAUGAUAUUUACUUGUUAAGCAUAUAAAAAGAAAAUAAAAGAUUUCUUAGUCUGUAUAUUGCUGUGAGGAUUAUUCAUUAGGCGUGAAGAUGAUCAUGCAAGUGUAGUCUGCUCUAGUAAACUAAAUAUUUAUCUCAUUAAUAAUUUUAGUUUUAUUUGACAGACAUCUAUUAUAUGCAUUUCUGUCUGACUCGACUAUUUCAAAAAUGUUUAAAUGAAGUGAAAAAAUUUCCAGUGAGAGCUUGCUAAUUCCUCAGAUUAUUUAUUUACAAUAUAUGGUUUGAAUUUUUGUAUGGCAUUUAUCAGUUCUUGUAGUCAUUUUAAAACUAUGACCUUUCAUGUUUACUUUGUAAAUUCAUCAAGUCUUUUGGAAACAAGAGCAUUUGCUUCAGUGAAAAGGUUCAUUCAUGCACUGGGAGAAGAAUGCUUCUUGUUCAACACCUGAAAAAAAAUGUUUACAAAGGCAAGAGGUUUUAAUGCAGGACAUCAUUUCUCUCUUUCUGUCUUACACACUGCAUUUAUUUCUUGGUAACAUUACAGCAGUAUGCAAAUCUAUGAACAAAUAUUUUAUUAUAAUCAUAUUAGGUGGAAUGCUAGACAUUUACUAUUAUUGCUAAUUAGCUUUUUUGCCAUGGUGGGUUGAUUAAAAAAAAUAAAAAAUUAUAAGCGGAUGCAAGAAUGUUUGGAAAUUCAGAUCUACACAUUACUGAGGCUAAAUUUUGAGUUUGGCUAUUGCCAGUGCAUCUUUCACAAAUGUCUGGAUUAUGUUAAUGGGAACAUGUCUUAGUAAUAAUCCUUAUGAAUCAAUUUGCCUGAUUUAUAUGAAGUGUGUCAUGAGAAAUGGCAAUGACUAAUGCUUCAGUAUAAUGAAUGCUGUUUGUUUUUCUUAUUGCCACCACUUCGUUUACUGAUGACAACUUUAAAGCAAGGCCACCAUGAAUUUAUUUACUUCUUUUCGUUUACUUUAGGAUUUCUAUAAGAGGAUUUUUUUUGUUCAUUUGUAUUGUUUGCUACAGUAUAUAUAUAUUUUCUUUUUUUUUGUGUGUGUGUUUCCAAAUUUCAUACAAUUUUGGGUUUGAGUCUUGUUUAUAAAAUGUAUACAUUAAUUUCUUUCUUGUUCACUUUGCUUGUAUGACUGUUAAGUAAUUUCUACUGCAAAUUUGAAAGAUACAUUUUGAACAUAACUACAAGCAUUUAAAAAAAAAAAAGAAGAUUCGCAAUAAAAUUGCCUACACAUACAAUGAAGUAAAUUUAUCACAUUUCUUCCUCAACCAUCAAACCUUUAAGAAUAUGAUUUCUGAUACUGUCAGAUUUUGUAUUUCUCUUCACUGCUGCAUAGAAAUUCAGAAGCUGUUGGUCGUGAUCACUAAAGCUUUAAGAAUGUGAGAAACAAAGAUGAAGUGAGGUUUAUGUACGCCAUUUCACACACUUGCAAAGGCCCACGCAAAGACAGCAAGCGUGAGAUGUGUUUGCUUUUCUGUUGCUUUGCUUUUUUUGAUUCAAGAAUCCUUAAACAUUUGUUGGUUAUUGUGAGUCUUCAAAAGGGUGCAGGUUUUCUAGUCUCAUUUUUGGAAUUAUUUUUGUUCCUGAUCAUAAAACUGAAAGAUAAUCAGUAAUAUUUGAAAAUGUAUUUUUUUCUUUGUGGUCUUGGUGUUUGUGAAUAAUAAUUAAUGCAAAUAAAGAAUACCAGAAAAUUC
This is a messenger RNA of Pomacea canaliculata, 3715 nucleotides long. Its product is annotated as cytochrome P450 20A1-like. Gene Ontology annotation, cellular component: membrane. The record is from RefSeq and is a predicted model, not a curated record. NCBI's taxonomy places the organism in Eukaryota, Metazoa, Mollusca, Gastropoda, Architaenioglossa, Ampullariidae. The coding region runs from base 66 to 1472 and encodes 468 amino acids. The transcript has 11 exons. Gene Ontology annotation, molecular function: oxidoreductase activity, acting on paired donors, with incorporation or reduction of molecular oxygen; heme binding; iron ion binding.